GAAACAGAGAGCACCUGCCACUCAGGUAAAACUGACUCGUCCAGUAAGCAACACGACUUCGGCAGACGAUUUUGAGCGGAGGGAGUGCACGGCGGUCACUUGAAAAGAGCGAGCGGUGCGUGAUUUGCGAACACUUGAGGGAGAAGGGAUAAUUUAUUAAAUCGUUUGAGGGUGUUUAUCGUGAACUCUCCUUGUGGUGGAGUAAAGUGCGUUUUCUCAAGAGGACCAUUUGUUACCUUAAGUUCUCCGGAUUUUGAGCAGACGAUAAAGCAGUUGGAAGUUUCUGUUUCCCGUUGCGUUGGGGUGCAGCUGAGAUCCAAGAACAGAGAAAGAUGAACGGUUUUUUGCAACUAAUUGUGAGGAUGGUACUAUUGGCUGGGAUAGUCCUUGCAGAUCCCCCUCGAAUGAUGACAGCUAUAUCCAGCAACCCCCUCUUUUCUCCUCUUGCACCUCCCACAGUCCUGAAACAGGGUUGUCCCCGCAGAGAAGACAUCCAUCCUUGUGAAUGCCUCGAAAUACCCAAACCUGAAUCGGCCAGUGGGGAGGCCGGGAUAGAAACGGUGGCCUUCUGCAAGACCAUCCGCAACACCCAAGUCUUGCAGAACGCCAUGAAGGGCAUGCAAGGACACAUUAUAGACUUCAUGGUCCUGGACAGUUGCAAGCUCCCACCCUUCCCCAAUGGCCUCUUCUUCAAUGUCGGCAUCAAGUGGAUGGAGAUCCUCAACUCCACAGUGCAGCUCAAACAGAAUUUCUUCGAAUGUGCAAGCAACUGUUGGUGAAUUGUGAACUGAUAAAUGGUUUAUCAGAAAACUGAAUUAACAGCACCUUAAUUUAUUGUUCAAGUUUUUGUUGGAACGUUUUUUUCGCUCUCCACGAGACAUAAUGACCUGAUCUCUCAGUAUGUUGCAUUCUCAAUUUACUUUGAAGGACUUGCUUCAUAUUACACUUAUUAUCACCUACCAUAAAGGGUGUGGGCACAACAAAUGUGCCAAUAAUAAGAUAUCCAUUUAAAGGAUCAUUCUUGAUAUACCCAGUGUUUAGUGAAAAUAUCCCUUUUCAAGGUCUAAUAGAGAUUGAAUAGACUGCCAGUAAAUAUGUAUUGGCUUGACCACAAAAUGUAUUAUAAUUCAUGAUUAAGGACGAAUUUUUGUCUCGAUUUAAAGACAAACUGAUGUCUUUUCUUUUUUUACCAAAUGACCAAGCUGUAUUGUUUCUUCCACUUUUGACAUUUAGAAAUAUUUGUGUGUUGAAAUAAUAAUUCAGGUUAUUAGAAUGCGUCUUUAUAUCGUAUUGAAGUUCACUUUGAUGGUUGCCAGAAAGAUAGUGAAAUUAAUUAAAUCAAAAUAUGGAUCAACUUGAAAUUCUUGCAGCAGGUGAAAGAAGAUGCACCGUGCUUAGAAUGUUUAUUUGUUGACAAAUGUUAUAAGUGAAAAUUGGAUAGGAUUGUGCCAUUUUUGUUUCAACAUUUUCAACUCUCUUAUUGUAUUGCACUUAUUCCACUAAGACCAGAAACUUAAAUGGAAAAUUUAUACUGGGAAAUAUUUUAAAUAUUUCAAUCUAUAGUUUCUACCAUUCAAUUUUUUGCACUGCAAAUGAAUAACUGUAUCGGUUAUUAAACAUGUAUAUACCUCUAUCCGUCUAUCUAAUUUUUUUAACCAUGCAUUUAGGUUGCAUUCGUAGCAUUUAUUCCAAAAUUAAGAAUCAAUGUUGAAUUCUUAAGCCUAUCAUUGUUUUUUGAGGAUCUUAAAAUUCAUAUAAAAUAAAUUUUCGAUACAAGUAACUAAUUGAUUUUUUUUGUGUGUGUGAUGUGUUGUUUUCAAUGCCGAAAAUAAUGCAAGAUGAAAACCAUUUACAUUAUCUAAUAUCUUGUCCUACUUCGGAAAAGAAGCAAUUUUAAACAAUUUCAUGAAAUGGUACUAAAACUUUUUAUUUUAUUUCAUCUCAUAAUGAAUUCAAUGCACCAAUCGAUCGAGUAUAAUAUAGUAUAAAAAAGAAUAUGCAUCAAAUGAACAGUUUUGCAAUAUUUAAGUACCAUGUUUUGAAAUACUUUAUUGGAAACCAAACAAACUCGAUUUUUGUUGUUGAGGUUUUUAAUUCUAAGAUUAUAAAAAUCAGUUGUAUUAUAUUAUAUAUUUUUAAUGCAAAUAAUUACUUUUAUGUUAUCAUUUUGUCCCAAGAUGAUAUUUAGAUGUUUUAAAUUUCUCUCACUUUUUUAAAAAUCAGAUUUCAUAUCUAUCACAACAAAAUACUGUAACCGUAAUCAUCUGUAUACAUGCACUAGCAAUUCACAUUUUUAAUAUCGCAUAUAUACAUCACUGUGAGCACAUUUAGAAUUACAUUUGUGAUGAAAUGCGAAGCUGAAGGCAUUUAUUUCAUGUUUUUAUAACUCCUGUUGAUGUAUGUAGAAGUUAUUACCGAGUUGCAUUGUUGUGAUAUCGAUUUUUGUUGAUUGUAAAU
Molecule: messenger RNA, 2457 nt
Organism: Argiope bruennichi
Lineage: Eukaryota; Metazoa; Arthropoda; Arachnida; Araneae; Araneidae
Exons: 2
Coding region: 333-779 (148 amino acids)
Source: RefSeq, a predicted model, not a curated record